This is a messenger RNA of Lepisosteus oculatus (spotted gar), 1784 nucleotides long. Its product is annotated as ankyrin repeat domain-containing protein 61. The record is from RefSeq and is a predicted model, not a curated record. NCBI's taxonomy places the organism in Eukaryota, Metazoa, Chordata, Actinopteri, Semionotiformes, Lepisosteidae. Gene Ontology annotation, molecular function: protein binding.
GUGCCACCCGGUCCGCAGCAAAACCCACUUCCGCCGAUGGGGUGGAAAGCAGUCACUUUCGUGACCGCAGCCAAUUUUGACGAGCCAUUAACAUCGGACGGUUUUGAAAGUCACAUCCUGCUAUCGUUAGGAAAACCGAGAUGGCAACGAUAACUGACGUUAGACCCCAGGAGCAUUAAAAACUCACAACACGGCAUCCCUCUGGGACGCAGAUUCGUUUAAUAACACGUUUAUGGCGUCACUUUCGAACCGAAUGCGCGUACAUACGAUCUCGGACAGCGAGACCCCGGACGACCCGGCUUAUUCCCUCGAUGAAGACGUUUCUCACGCUCUGAAUGGGCAAUACGAACAGGAAACACCACGGCCCGUGCCGUAGCCACUCCAAAACGUCGGCCAACAGGUCAGAGAAGGUUUGUGAGUGCCGACAACACGGCUACAACGAACUACACUUCAAACUGCACGAAGCCAUUCUGCAGGGGGAGACGGACCGCCUUGUUGAGAUCUUGCAGUUUCACCCGGUCAAUGAGCCCAUCAAGAUCUGGAACGACUGCGCACUGGUCCCGACUCUCCAAACACAGGCGGUGCUGCCCAUCCACCUGGCUGCCACCUACAGGAAGGAGAACAGCCUGGAGCGCCUGCUCCUGUCCGGAGCCAAUCCCGAGAUGAGGGACCUGCGGGGGAGGACAGCCCUGCACCUCGUGAUCACCCACUGGCCCUCGAUCGCCGCCACCUGGGCCAAGCCGCAAACCAAGUUCCAGCGCGCCAUGGCCGCCAUGCAGCGGCGCGCCGAGGCCUGCCUCGGGCUGCUGUGCCGCGCGGGGGUCGACAUCAACGCCGAGGUGGCGAGCGGCUGCAAGCACACGGCCCUGCACCUGGCCGUCCGCUACAGGGCGCCGCCUGCGGUGGGCAUCCUGGCCGGCAGCGGGGCCGACGUCAAUGCCACAGACCGCCUUGGCAUGACGCCGCUGCACAUGGCGGCCGGGACCCUGAGCCCGGAGGUAACGGCCGCGCUGCUCGACUGCGGGGCAGACAUCCACCAGGUCAUCCAGCACACCGGGGCCACCGCCCUGCACCUGGCGGUGUUCGCCGCCUCCGCCAAGGCUGGGGGGACCCUUCAGGUGGACCUGGACUGCACCCGGCUGCUGCUGGCCGGGGGGGCCCGGCCAGACGCCCAGGACCGGGCAGGCCGCUCGCCCCUGCACGACGCCUGCCGGGGGGGCCGCGAGGAGGUGGUGGACCUGCUGCUGCUGUACGGCGGCAAUGUCAACCUGCGCACGGCCGCCGGGGAGAACUGCCUCUUCCUGUUUCUGGACCGGGGGCCCAACCUGCAGUGCGCCUCGCUGCUGGGCAAGCUACUCAGCCUCACAUACCCACUGAGGCUCACCAACGGGGCAGGCCACCUGCCCGGCGGCCUGACGCGCCCAGAGAGCUGCUUCCAGAGGGAACUCCUGCUGCUCCUCUCCCAGCAGCCCCUACGCCUCCAGGACAUCUGCAGGAUCAAGGUCCGCCAGCAAUACGGGGCAGAGCUCAGAACGCACCUGAAAGACGCUGUGCCACAGGCGCUGUUUGACUUCGUCUACAGCAACUGGGAUUCCAUCCCCGGCAGAGGGCGCUGUGCCACAGGCAGCAGCAGGCAAACAGGGCUCAAAGAGAACUCGAGCAGAACACCUGGAGGACCGAACCUCGAGGAUUGAUUAGCACGAGUCUCGGUUGCCAAGGUUUCUUGGGCAAAUCACCAAUGCAAUAUAGCAAGCAAGGGCAAUAAAAUACUGACGAAAAGCAAA